AUGGCGGACUCAAUCAACACCCAGGCCUUGACUGCGGCCUUUUCCUUUGGCUUAGUUGUCAAUGCCGCAUCGGGCGCUGUCUUUCUAUAUCUUAAAGGUCAUGCCUCGUCGCUGUUACGAGACGGCCUGAGGCUGGUCCUCGUUACUUUCCUUGCUACUUCCGCCCUGUGGGCUCAAACAGAUUUCAUUUCUACCCUAAUCAACGUAAACUCAUCAACAGGAUGCCAGGUCGCCAUCGUGUUCGCCUCCAUCUUUGACCAACUCGCCCGGGUAUCCCUACAACAAGCCAUCAUUUGGGCUGUCGACCACCAUGGCCAGGUUCCGCAAGCCGAAUCCCUCCUCACACAAGGCGCCAUCAUCAUGCGAUUUAUUCUCGGUGCCGUCUUCGUCGGGCUUCAGCGACCCCAACUCGAUACUGUCUGCAUUACCACUACGUCGCUUUUGCCCUUCGGCGUUGUCCUCCUUGCCGCCGACUUGGCUUUCACGACUGUCAUUCUGAUCCGGGUUAUCUCCUUUGGAUUGAUCAAAGAUAUGCAGCAAGGAACGGCUACAUCAAGUCGGAGCAGGGCUGCCAUUUUAACGAUUGCUGGCUUGGGAAUCUGGACUGCGAUGAGCGCUCCCCUGAUGCUGGGCAUCAGGUCAGCCGAUGUAAUUACUAGGACCGCGGUUCCCGCUACUGGUCUCUCGAUCUUGAUUGGCGUCUUGACACUGUUCAAGGACAGUCUUGUAUCCUCUAAAGAAGACUCUACUAGCCUAACCGAAGAUGCAACAAUGCGAGGCCCCCAUACGACUCGACAGUUGCAGAGCCGAGAUAUAUCGACAAGCGACUCCACGCUCCCCCCCAGCCGAUACGAGGAAUUAAAGGACGACGCACUUGCAUCAUUCAGAGCUGCGGCGCAACUGCAGACUUCCCAACUCGUAACAGGACCAGGAGGACCGCCAGGCAAGCUUCCCGUCAUAGCAAGACCGUAUGCCGGACAAGCUGCGACCGGGAUCGGAGGUGUUCCCGUGCAAGGCCAGUUCUUCCCUCCGAUGAGAUCACAGACACUGCCGGUUAGCAUGGAAGCUAGGGACAUCAACAAACGCCCUGGGAUGGUCACGAGAAAGGGCACUAAGUUGACCAUCUCGAACCCGAUCUUGAGCGAAGCGAGCGAGCAACAAGUCAUGACCAAGAUUCCGACUAUCGACUUGGCUACCGCAGCGCAGAACGAGAAGGAUCGAGCGAAAGCAAGCCACAUGUUGGGGUCCUCAGCACCGUUUGUGUCCCGCACGGAGCUUCAACCACCGCCAAUACCCGCCAAAGCGGUCAAGAGGAAAUCGCUAAUCUCGAGUGGCGAUGCCGUGGCAAACUCAUACGCUGGUGGAGGAGGGGCCCAGGUUCCUGAAUUAUCGUCUAUGGAGAAAUCGAUGGCGACAACCUCUGCCACCAUGCUUUCCCCGGGAAUGGAAGAACUUCGACGAAGGUCUCCUCGACAGGCGACAAAUAUCACUCAGCCACAAGCAGCAAAUACUCGUCGUCCGCAAACUAGUGGUUCAUCUCAACCAGAGCCGCAGUUCCCUACUCGCAUGUCAUCUCUCCAGCAAAAUCGGAUAUCCUCGCUUACGAAGCCUCUACCAAAUGCGCCGUUUCCUCCGUCUAAGGUCAACUUCUCCUUUCCAGUAGAUCCACGAAAGCCGGUUCUCCCGCUCGAACACGAACCGGCCAAACAAGGUAUCCGACCCUCCAGACAGGGACCGGAGCCUCCAGGUCCUAAAACCCCUUCUACGACAAACCUACCAGCCCUCACUCCAGCAAAAUCUGGAUUACCAAGCAAUCCCAGGGCAAUUCGGAUGAAUAUGGACCGAAUAGUGGCUCAGGAUCAGACUGUCAUGUUCAUGAAAAGCAUCGAGUACAAUAACCCAGCUGCUGUUAAGAGGGUUGUGGAUUCGGCGAAAGAUAAGCAGUCGAUGAAGUCUCCAGGACGGUCUGCUUCGAUGGUUCAUAGGCCAAGGCCCAUUCCUCGACUACCUUCGAUUGACCGCGCCAUAUUCCCUGCCGAAGGAUCUCCAAACAUGCACCAGCACAAGCGAUCACUCUCUAAUGGCCUUUCCCGGACCAGGACAUUGAUGAUGUUCCCGGCCGUCCCGAAUUCUGGCAAGCUUCUUGCACUCCCGCCACUGCCAAAAAGCGCCGGAAUCCUACUUCGGGCUCAGCCAGAUGAUGCCAGAAGCAUGACCUGGGACGAGAAGAUGGACAUGUUUUACCCGCAAAGUGGGAGUGCAAGAUCAAGCAUAGCAGGGAGCAUGAGGAGACGAUCACGAUCAGUACCCGAUGUUCCCAUCAUGCCGAUGAUGCUGUCGGACGACAAGGUGGACAUGGCAUCUCCCCGUAACAGCAUAUAUCAUACAGACGCGUCGGCAAGAACAUCUGCAGCGACUCAAAGCAUAUCCAUCUUGCUUGAAGACUUCCCUCGACCCCAAGAGAGUAUUAGCUCCUCGAAAGCCAAAUCAACCGACCCCCAGAGCGCUAAUCGCGAACUGAAACCGAAGGCAUCCAAGUCACCAACGCAGAAAACUUCAUCCAAAAACGUAGCAGAUCGACGAUCAUCACCUAUUCUUCCGGCCGAGGACUUGAGCAUGUUUUCCCCUUACAGCGAGGCCAGGAGCCGAGAUGACGAGGCCUCAACCAAUUGGGGAUCAAUCCACUCUCCAGGAACGUUUGUCAAUGUGCAAAAAGCCCGAGCUGUCGAUGUGCCAGCUGUUCCAAAGCUGCAUCUACUACAUAAUGGUGCCGAAGUCGUGGUCGGCACACUGCCCCCACAGGGCCGGGAUGAGGACAUGGGGGCCUCGACUGUUAUGUCGGAGACCUCCGCGGACAACGUUGUCGUAGCGGCUGAGGAAGCACAGGCAAUUACUGAGAGCGAGCACGGAUGGCACCGUCGGGUCGGGGAAGAAUGCCCGUCAUUCUCAGACAGAGGACAAAUUGUGAGACCUCGAAAGGUCCCUCCACCAGCGCCGCUGUUGCUCAACAGGACCAACAUGGUGCCUAUGGCAGUUCAGGCUGAAGUGUCACCGCUCGAGUCGCCCGAGCACGCGCUAGCCAUGAUUCAAGAGCAGCUGAGAAAACUUGAGGAUCCGGGCAGAGAAUCGGCCAGUAGCGGACAAGGAGAGAGAAUGACCCUCUUAGCCGAUCUCGAAACGGAGCUGGGCCAGCAGGAGCAUCAAUGGCAAGGACUCCGGGGAACGCUACUGGUGAGAGAUUCGCAAUCGACGCUUGGGGCUACACCAGACCUAGAUUCACUGCUUGGGAGCGCCAGUCGAUCAUUUGCGACACCGCUGAGAGAGGACUAUCUGCAGGCCGCCUCUACGAAACAGGUAUCCCGGCAAUUGCUCCCGGAGCAGGUUGCUGGCAACACUGGACACCCCUCAUCCCAAGCUUCAGACCCCACCCAUGGCGGCAUGCCACAACAAGCAUUGGCCCGAGACCAGACCGCAUACGUGGGCAGCCGAGGAGACCUGCCGACUAAGGCGGCAAACAACAAAGAAAGCUUGCAGGUUGCGGGUUCACGCGAGCCUUUAUUUUCAUUGAGCAAGACCGCUCCUCAAUGGACUGAUGACGCCGCCGGAAGCGAAUACGACCGAGAGUCCAGGGUCGCGCAUACACACCCUGCCAAGACGCUGUGGUGCCCCAUUUCCUCUGAUGCAGCAGUAUCUGGGGCUACACGGGCAUUCCUUUGGACCCCAGCAGCUAAAGCUGCGGCUUCAGAGAUUGUUCCUAGUCAGAUUGCUCUAGACACGGUCCGACGUCGGAUUGACCAAAACUUGGAGCCUCUUACAAUUGAGAGCUCGCAUCUCUGGAAGAAGCCCGUAUCUGAACGCCGGUUUUCGCAGCAUGGAGUCUGGCGAUCAACGUCGCGCCCCGUCUCUGGGGGCGAGGACCAACUGCAGGUCAAGCCGGAGCAGGAGCCAGCCAUGGAGCCAGUAAUAGAGCAACAAGUUAACCGGCUGGCGACUCAAAGGCCCCCACGCAAGAGCAAGCGGAUCACCCUGCUACCAGACAUUCUGGAGAGCCCCAAGCCCCUCGAUAGGCGUGGAACUCUGGGGAUCUUCCAAUUUCCCUGGGGCGAGAUGUCAGACAUGCCCUCUGUCCCGGCUCGGCCGCUGACCAUGAUGGCCAUGGCCGGCACGAUGACAACGGGACAGGGACGGGAGCGGACCGCAAUGGGCAGCGGGAAUGCACCGGGCUCAACGUCGUUCUUUGAGGACUAUGAGGCGGAGGAGGAUGGAGACAGCGACUACGGUAGCUACUACUCGGAGAGCGAUGAAGACGACGACGACGAUGGAUUUGAUGAGACAGUGUUGUGGGAGAUUGCCAGCCUGCUCAAGCCGAGCCAGGAGAGAGGCAGCAGUAGCGGAUUUUUCCCCGCUGAAGACGCACACUACCAGAUUCCCCAGCGCGGAGAAGACGGCGCUACCACGCUUUACUCCGACGAGGCAGACGGUGUGGAAUUUGUGAGGAGGGACGACCCUGAAGCGCUGCGGUUUAUCACUACUAAUUUCGCGUCGUCAGAGACCAAUUCGCCAAAGACAGGACUCCCAGGACUCCCAGCAGUGACGGGCACACCCAAAGCCCGGGACACGCCAAUGACAGCGGGGACACCAAGGACACCUAGGGCCGCAAGCGCGUCACCACGCAGUGACGGCCCCCACGCCACAGCGACGCCAAUGGAAACGGACCAGGGCCCUGGGCGGCUGCACGGGGUUAUGCAUGGAUUUUUGCAGGGUCGCGAAAAGCCUGUUGCGCAGGCGAGCGCCAGCGCGGGCACGGACGAGGCCAAUCUGAACUCGGCAACCGAUGCCGCGAGGGGCCUGUCGCCGAAGGCCGAGCUUAGACAGCAGGGCAGCGGAGAUGGUGGAUUUGGUGGCCACGGUGGAGGUGUUGAUUCAAUAAGCAACUCCGACUCUGUGCUUCCUAAUCGCCUGGCUGGCGCGCCAAUGACGACGGCCCCCUCCGAUCAUGAGCCGUCUGGCACCCCUUCUGCGAGCCCCAUCCCUCGCAAUCCUGGUCCGGCUCAGACAGACCCUCACCACCCUCAGCGCACCCUCGCUCACGACGCCGACGACGCCCACACCCUAGUUGCGGCGUGGACAUUGAAUUCCGUCGAGGCCAAGGCGCCACCCCGCCAGGUCCCAGCGCAUCCAGUUUCCCCAAGGGUUUUGCUGCCCUCCGCAGAAUACUCCGCCAACGCCGACGAGGACGCUUUUAUACAAACCUCCCCCUCCGCCGACUCUGCAACCCUCCCCAAGUUUGCUCUCUCAUCAAUCUCUCACUCGUCCUCUCCAUUGUCGCCAUUGUCCCCAGUGUCGACUCAGAACUCCGUUCCCCAGCAACAGAUCCUGCUCCGGAACGCCCACCACUUAUCGCUUGCUGGUCCGAUGGCCAUGUUGUGGUCCCCCCCAGCCGCUCCCAUCCUGCGCCCCUCCAAGGGGCUCUCUCAACCUGACGCCUCAACCUGGAAUUCCUAUCUUCCCAUCGACAACGCUGCUCGUGCCCAGGCUCGCAAGUCCGAGCUCGCCACGCUUCAGAGCACUGCCCUUUGGGUCCAGCCGCCGCCCCAGAGGGCCCGCGAGCCUUCCCUCGAUGGACUCUGGACCCCCGUUUCGCCCAAGGAAUUGACGGCGACGCUGCCGGCCAUGUGGGCGCUGCCCCCGGCUAUUGAGCGAGUUUCCUACGGUCUCCCCCAGCCCGAUGCGGAGUUGUGGGCGACCUAUCUCCCCGUCGACGAGGAAACACCACGCGUGAAGCAGCGAGAGGCUCACCCUGCCACCAUUAAAAGCCAGGCCAUGUGGACGAAACCUUCCAAGGCGACCAUCGUCAGUGGUGACGGACCCCUGUGGACUGCCCCCAAAUCCGCCAACGGCACUGUGGAUGCGCCGCUGGAGAUUUCUAGCUCAACUCCCGAAGCGGUCAGCUUUGGCUUGUGGGCGCCUGCUCCCGCCGCCGCCGAACCCAAAGAACCCGUGGGCCUGUUUAGCCUGAGCCAUGAGCGUUCCGAUUUCCGGACCACGUCACUAUCUCCGGCCGCACUGCUCAUGGCUCGUAAGCCCCGGGCCCCGCAGCCGCCGUUCGCGGACUUCGGCUUUACGCAUCUCUGGAACCAGACUCCGCUCUGGGACGCCGCCGCUGCUGCUGCGGCGGUCAAGAUGCAGCGAGAGAUUGACGAGCUUGUUCAUGAGGGCCUGUUCAGCCUGAACCACCGCCGCACCAAUUUCCGCACUACGUCCGAGCCACCCGCCGCGCUUGUUACCAAGAGCAAGGCGCGCAUCUCGCAGGAGCCUCUGCCGAAGCUCACCUCAGAUAGCCUCUGGUCUGUGCGAGAUCAGUCCCCUGCAGUUGAGCUAGACUGGCUUGUUAUCUCGUCCUCCAAGCCCAGGACCUCGUCUGUCGAUUCGUCGUCGACGGACACCGAGUCCCUGGACGCCACCAAGGCUUCUACUACCGCCUCGUCGGUCGCUUCUUCUGUCACUUUCGAGGACGCCUCUACGAAGCCGGCCCGUCGGUUGGAUGCAACCCCGGCUCAGUGGCUGGAGGCUCUCCAAGCUGCCAUCUCCGCAAGCAAGGAUACCGCAACCCUGGCAAGCAAGGACCAUGUGCUUGACAGCUCCGACUCCCCAUCCUCUGCUUACCAACUCUGGUCCAAGCGCGAUGAUGACAUGUCAGAAGAGGAGGCUGAUGACAAUGCCAUGUGGCGGCCCUCGUCCUCGCCCACCAACCGCUACCUGGUGCUCACGUCGACCCCCGGCGAGCUCGACGACAGCCAGCUCCGCGCCUCGUCGGAGACGUUGCGCCGAGGCGGCAAGUUGCAGGCCCGCCCGCCGCCGCCGGUCUUCCACGGCUCGUCCGUCUCGGCCUUUGUUCCCGGGGUCAGCGAGACGCCGCGGGACUUCAGUGCACAGGCGCUCUGGACCUCGGACCCUGCUGCCGUCGCCGCCGCCACGGCCGGUGCAACGAUUGAGGAAGAGCGAGCCUGGCUUGACAAAUCGCUCCGACAGAGCAUGUCCCUGGUGAAGCUUUGGUAA
Molecule: messenger RNA, 7059 nt
Organism: Ilyonectria robusta
Lineage: Eukaryota; Fungi; Ascomycota; Sordariomycetes; Hypocreales; Nectriaceae
Exons: 4
Coding region: 1-7059 (2352 amino acids)
Source: RefSeq, a predicted model, not a curated record